AUGGCGACGUGCAGUGAAAUUUUGACACGCUCAUUUCCGAAGAUCGAUACGGAACUAUUUCAGUAUGUGACAGGUAUAUUGAAUGGCGGUACUGAAGACUUCAACUCGUCUGAUGACGUCUAUGAUGCGAUUGGUGACGUCUUGAAAGAAGUCGAUGAAGGCAAAUCAGACAAUGAGAUUAGAAAUAUAUGUAAACGACUAUUGAAUUGCAUGACACUUGCAGAUGAUUUUAGUGAUAAUGUCAAUGGAGUGCUUCUGUUAGACACACCUGUUCACCUUGGUGAAAUAGCUCAGAAACAAGAGGAAACAGUACAUGGUCAUGGAAUCUGGAUGGUACAAAAGGACUCCUAUUCAGUCGUUGAUAAAAAGAGGCUGGAAAAAGCGGAGGCUAAAAUCAAAGCAAAACAAGAAAGAAGAUCACAGAAAGAAGAUACUGUGAAACCUGGCUAUUCAGUGGGAGCAGAAGCGUCAGCAAGCCAAGUUAUUGAUAGGAAAGAAGCAAAACUUGAUUCUGCUGGUGGUAAAACAAGAGAUAUUCGAAUUGAAGAUUUUGAUAUUGCCUUUGGUGAUAAGGUAUUAAUGAAAGGUGCUAAUCUUAAUUUGAUAUAUGGCCGGCGAUAUGGUCUCGUUGGAAGGAACGGACUUGGGAAAAGUACGCUAUUAAAACUCAUCGCUUGUGGCGAUUUGAAGAUCCCGUCCCAUGUAGACAUACUCCACGUGGAGCAAGAAGUGGUGGGUGACGAUACGCUAGCGUUAGAUAGUGUAUUAGAAUGUGAUGAAGUCAGAGCCAGUCUACUGAAAGAAGAAAAGGAACUCAAUGACAAAAUUCAGGCAACCAGUCCCGGAUCUACAGAAAGCUGUUUAAGUACCCGACUCUCACAAAUAUACACAAAAUUAGAAGAUAUUGACGCUGAUAAAGCACCAUCAAGAGCUUCUGUAAUUCUUGCUGGGUUAGGGUUUUCAACACAUAUGCAGUCACAAAAAACAAGGGAGUUUUCCGGUGGUUGGCGAAUGAGGCUGGCAUUGGCAAGAGCUUUGUUUUCCAGGCCAGAUUUACUAUUGUUGGAUGAACCCACUAACAUGUUGGAUUUAAAAGCAAUAUUAUGGUUAGAAAAUUACUUACAGGGUUGGCCAACCACGUUGCUGGUGGUUUCUCACGACAGGAAUUUUCUGAAUGCCGUCGCCACUGAUAUUAUUCAUUUACACUCACAGAAAUUAGAAACUUACAAAGGAGAUUAUGAAUUAUUUGUUAAAACAAAAACAGAAAAAUUAAAGAAUCAACAGCGAGAGUACGAGUCACAAAUGAAAGAGAGAGAACAUAUACAGGCUUUUAUUGACAGGUUCAGAUACAAUGCCAACAGAGCUGCACUUGUACAAAGUAAAAUCAAACUAUUAGAAAGAAUGCCACAUAUUACGCCAGUUGAAAAAGAAUCUGAAGUUAUACUCAGGUUUGCAGAGGUUAAUGAAAAGUUAUCACCUCCAAUAUUACAAUUGGAUGAGGUGAAAUUCUACUACAGUGAAGAUAAACCCAUUUUUAAUAGCAUUGAUGUAUCAGCCAACCUGGAAUCAAGAAUAUGUAUUGUUGGUGAGAAUGGAACUGGUAAAACAACAUUACUGAAGAUUCUCCUUGGAGAUUUGUCACCAGUUAAAGGGAUCAGACAUGCACAUAGGAAUUUACAAAUCGGUUAUUUUAGUCAACAUCACGUCGACCAAUUAGAUAUGGAUAUGACGUCACUGGAAGUUAUGUCAACUAAGUUUCCAGGUAAAACGGUUGAGAUGUAUCGCCAUGCAUUAGGUGGUUUUGGAAUUUCAGGUGACUUAGCAUUGCGGCCUGUAUCUAGUCUUUCUGGAGGACAGAAAAGUCGAGUAGCAUUUGCUAUUCUCAGUAUGCUGAGGCCUAACUUCUUCAUACUUGAUGAACCCACAAAUCAUUUAGACAUGGAAACCAUUGAGGCUUUGGGUAAAGUUCUUAAUAAAUUCCAGGGAGGUGUGAUACUAGUUUCUCACGACGAGAGACUGAUUACAAUGAUUUGCAAGGAAUUGUGGGUAUGUGGCAAUGGAACCGUCAAACGCGUUGAAGGAGGAUUUGCUGAAUACAAACAAAUACUGGAGGAAGAGUUCGCUUCCCAAUAAAACUGUCAAAUUGGUGUGAAGAUAAUAAGCAACAACGUCAUAGAUGCAACAGAUUCUGUGCUUGAACUUGAGAUUAAUUACACCUGCUGGACUACAUCAUGUAUGCAAUAAAACACUGCAGCAUAAUCGCAAUAUUGACGUCACAAUGUAGUUUGUGAUAUAAAGAAACCGACAGUAGCGGAUCCAGGCAUACGCCCAUGCUGUCGUCAGAUUCACAAGAAAGUACCAACAAUGGGGAGGAUUUCCCAGACUAGGAAAUGACACGUCCCCGUACAUCUGACAUCAAUAUAUACCUACUCUUACUACUCAUGUCUAUAUCUUGCUUACUGCUAUAUAAAUACCCCGCCAUCAGUCAUCUCACUAAUCGUCAUCCUCAACAUUAAAAGUAAUUAUUUUUUUGAUCUAUUAAUGAUCACUUAUUACACAUUUUAUUCAUUAUUUACUGUAUUUUUUUUUUUGCAUAAUGUUUUCAACUUUUGUUUCAGAAAUGUUGAUACAUUGUAUUUAUUCACUACACUAUACUGCUAAUAAAUCGAUGUCCUUCUGUUCUGCAGACCUUGCCAGCUCUA
Messenger RNA from Saccoglossus kowalevskii, 2702 nucleotides. RefSeq names its product ATP-binding cassette sub-family F member 3-like. Gene Ontology annotation, molecular function: ATP binding; ATP hydrolysis activity. NCBI's taxonomy places the organism in Eukaryota, Metazoa, Hemichordata, Enteropneusta, Harrimaniidae. The record is from RefSeq and is a predicted model, not a curated record.